This is a messenger RNA of Rhincodon typus (whale shark), 1300 nucleotides long. RefSeq lists its product as uncharacterized. The transcript has 5 exons. Bases 226 to 867 code for a protein of 213 amino acids. The record is from RefSeq and is a predicted model, not a curated record. Lineage: Eukaryota; Metazoa; Chordata; Chondrichthyes; Orectolobiformes; Rhincodontidae.
UGCCUCUCAAUCUCCCUGUUUACAGGCCAGGGUCAGGCCAUCUGGACACCAACUGAGACCAUCAACGCUACGAUCGGGGAGCCGAUAAAGUUAUCUCCUGGCUUGAAGGCACACCCUGAAAUCAUCCAGUGGGGAUACCGCAGAUCACAGCGCGGUGCCUCGGUUGUCCUGUGUGAGAAACUGGGAAACCGAUCCCGGACCUGUUUAUCGCCAUUUGCCGCCCGGAUGGAGUUGUCGACCUUAUUCGAGCUCACCAUCUUCUCAGUGGUCAAGUCAGAUGAGGGCCUUUAUCGUGCGGUCAUCUGGUACAUCUGGGAUGAGAUGAAUAGUAAAUUGAUUGACCUCGCUGUCUUUGAAACCAUAUCCAAUGUUAGCAUUCACGUCAGCAUGGGUGCAGAUGAGGCUUCUUGCCAGCUCCAGUGUAAGACAGCCGAAGGCACAAAGCUCACCUACAAAUGGCAGUCCCAUGGGGUUGAGGUGGUCAAUGACAAACACCACAACAUCUCAGAUGGUGGCAGUAGGCUGAGUGUUGCGAUGUCAGUGGUUGUUCCUGUUGGUCAUUCCUUCUACAAGUGCACUGCAUCAAAUGCUGUCAGCUCAGAUAGCAUCGAAAUUGAUUUAAACCCAGAUUGCAGCACAGGGAAUGACCGUUUUACAUUGCCGAUCUGGGCAAUUGUUGUCCUUAGUAUCUUCAGCCUUUUCUGCAGCUUUGUAUUGUUCCUUUGUGCCUGUUUCUUCUGGUGCAGGGAUGUAAGGUGGUUUCUGCGACGCAGACGAGCUUGGUUUAAUCCGCCACAGGCACAGUACCCUACUUCGAGCACCGUAGGAGCAACACACACAAGUUCAAGGAGGAUAGAACUUGAUUGAAGCUGAGUGCUAUUUGCCAAUCAGUUCGUGAUGGUGGAGUGGAAUGCCACAGUGGAGAUUUGUGGACUGCAGCAUGAUCGUAACACAAUGAACACCACUGCGGUGGAUUCGAGGGGAUAAAAGACAGCAGAGGAAAAGGGAGUGCAUGGGGGAAGUAGGGAACGUGGGCGCGGCCAUUAUCUGGAACCACAUGAAAGAAGACUCCAUUUCAAAGACUGUCGAGGAUUUGGGAAAAGAACUCCCUCCAACUCAUUCAAUUGUGCAGUGCAUGUGUUUGGAACCAACUGAACCACCAGAAAGAUGGCCUUAAACUUGGACUGAACCUCACCAAGAAACAGCAAACUGGAGUCAAAGCUAUGUAACUGUCGACAGAAUGGAUUGGCAACUGCCUUGGAAGCAUCACAUCUGUGGCCCCUGGGCAGCUAUUUUCAGU